Salvelinus fontinalis (brook trout) is the source of this 3642-nucleotide messenger RNA. RefSeq names its product semaphorin-5A-like. Lineage: Eukaryota; Metazoa; Chordata; Actinopteri; Salmoniformes; Salmonidae. The coding region runs from base 1024 to 3627 and encodes 867 amino acids. The record is from RefSeq and is a predicted model, not a curated record. The transcript has 17 exons. Gene Ontology annotation, biological process: semaphorin-plexin signaling pathway; positive regulation of cell migration; neural crest cell migration. Gene Ontology annotation, molecular function: chemorepellent activity; semaphorin receptor binding.
AAACCUCUGAAACCCGCCUCUUCAAACACUAUCUUAAAUAAGCCCACAUCAAUUCUUGAGGUGAAAUGUACUUUAUGACUGUGAGAUGUGGUUGUCUCACCUAGCUAUCUUAAGAUGUACUAACUGUAAGUCGCUCUGGAUCUGCUAAAUGAAAGAAGGCUUUUGACUCCAUCUCGAGAACAUACUUAUGGAACGCUAUGACAGCCUUAUGGGCUCCCAACGAGUUUCAUGAACAUGAUGAAAUGUAUGUCUUCCAACUCCGUAUGCAGAGUGAAUGUAAAUGGCCACCUGACAGAGGAUAUAUUCAAUAAAGAUAUUAAAGCAAAAAUAACUCACAAAAAAACAAGAGGUUACGCAAAAAAACUGUCUGUAUCUCAAGAGAAAAGAAACGGAGAUGUAUAGUUUUGAAGCUGAUCUUGUAAACCUUUUUUAAAAAGCAAAGUAGGGGCGCACUGUUCCUCCAGUUCCUUUUAAAAUCCUGCGUACCCUAAGUCUAUCACAGAGCGCUUGCCUUGCACGCAGCAACCAACAUAGCCGCGCACUCUGCAAAGCUCCGCCAGAUAACCCUUCGUGCUACAGUUAUAACAAAGUUUAAAGCGUUGCGUCGCUUGGUUUGCGUCCUGGUCCCUUGUCUCAGUGACGGAGGCUAUUGUCUGUGAGCUGGAGCGGAGCUCAGUGCGGUGCAGUGUCCAGUUACAUAGCGCGCUGCGCGAGGAGACACGAGGACAGAAAAAUAUACGACCCUGGAGAGACGGCAUAGAGAGAGAGACCUGGGAAAUCUGCUCUGCAGUCAGAGACUGAGUUUCUGGACGUUUUGGAUAUGAGAACGCAAACUGUGAUUACUCUACCUUUACCUUCAUUUCCCUGAGCCACGCCAACACUCACCUUCUUCUUCAGACUGGUUGAAACUCGCAGCUUCGCUCCUGCUAGAUGAACGGGAGUAGUUGGAGACUUAACUUGGCGUGUCUCUCCGAUGCGAUUGGCUCACGGCCCAACAGGAAGUGAGCGACACCCCACCUCCCCAUGGCUCAGCCUUCGGCGGGUCGCUCCUCCCUUACCCAGCAUGUUGUGCUGCUUCUGCAGUGCAUUCUAGUCCUGCAGGCUGGCGGCGUGGUCUGCAGGAAAGGGCCGGUGCUGCUGCCUGAGUCACCCUGUCACCGGGCUGAACACCCCCUUAUCUCACACACAGAUAUGGAGCCGUGGAUCCACAGGUUCCGGGCUGAGGGCACGGUGGAUUACUCUCAGCUAACCUUUGACCCCAGCCAGAAUGAACUGAUAGUCGGAGCCAGAAACCACCUGUUCAGACUCAAUCUGGAGGACCUAUCGCUGAUUCAGGAGGCGGAAUGGCACUGUGAUGAGUUCACUAAGGGAGCCUGCUUCAGCCGGGGGAAGUCAGAGGAGGAAUGUCAGAACUACAUCAGAGUGCUGCUGGUGAAUGGAGACAGACUGUUUACCUGCGGAACCAACGCUUUCACACCAAUCUGCACCAACCGCACUCUGACCAACCUGACAGAGAUCCAUGACCAGAUCAGUGGGAUGGCCCGUUGUCCCUACAACCCUCUCCAUAACUCCACAGCCCUGAUCACCUCCAGUGGAGAUCUGUAUGCUGCCACCGCCAUGGACUUCUCUGGCAGAGACCCAGCUAUCUACCGCAGUCUGGGGGGGCUGCCGCCUCUACGCACCGCACAGUACAACUCCAAAUGGCUGAAUGAGCCUAACUUUGUCUCCUCCUACGACAUCGGGAACUUCACCUACUUCUUCUUCCGGGAGAACGCGUUGGAACACGACUGCGGUCGGACCGUGUUCUCACGUGCUGCUCGGGUCUGUAAGAACGACAUUGGAGGACGCUUCCUAUUGGAGGACACCUGGACCACGUUCAUGAAGGCACGGUUGAACUGCUCUCGACCAGGGGAGAUACCGUUCAACUAUAAUGAACUACAGGGGACUUUCUACCUGCCAGAGUUAGACCUGCUCUAUGGGAUCUUCACUACUAACGUGAACAGCAUAGCAGCGUCUGCAGUGUGUGCCUUCAACCUCAGUGCCAUCACCCGUGUGUUCGGUGGCCCAUUCAAGUACCAGGAGAACUCUCGCUCCGCCUGGCUACCUUACCCCAACCCUAACCCUGACUUCCAGUGUGGUACCAUCGACUAUGGUUCCUAUUUGAACCUGACAGAGCGGAACCUGCAGGAUGCCCAGAAGUUCCUGCUGAUGAACGAGGUGAUCCAGCCGGUCCAGCCUGUCCCUUACUUCAUGGAGGACAACGUUCGCUUCUCCCACGUAGCUGUGGACGUGGUGCAGGGCAAAGACAUGCUGUUCCACAUCAUCUACCUGGCUACAGACUAUGGCACCAUCCGUAAGGUCCUGUCUCCUCUGAACCAGUCCAUGGGCAGCUGUCUAUUGGAUGAGAUUGAGUUGUUUCCGCCCAGGAGGAGACAGCCAAUCAGAAGCCUCCUGAUCCUGCACAGCAGCAGUGAUUUGUAUGUCGGCGUCAGGGACCAAGUCAUCAAGAUACCACUGAUGAGAUGCGACUUUCACAAGACCAGAGAGGGGUGUGUGGGGGCGAGGGACCCCUACUGUGGCUGGGACCUGGUGUUAAGGAAGUGUACCACCCUGGAGGAGAGCGUCAGCAUGAGCCAAUGGGAACAGAGCAUCACUAAAUGCCCUGUGCGUAACGUGACGUUGGAUGGAGGGUUUGGGCCAUGGACAGGCUGGGGGGCCUGUAGCCAUACUGAUGGGGGCAGUGCUGGUUCCUGUCUGUGUAGAACCAGGCCUUGUGAUAAUCCCAAACCCCAGUGUGGGGGUCAGUCCUGUCACGGACUCAGCGUUGAGGUCGCCAACUGCUCCAGGAAUGGUGUGUGGAGCCCCUGGAGUCUGUGGAUCCCCUGUAGCACCAGCUGUGGCAUUGGCUUCCAGGUCCGACAGAGGUCCUGCAGCAACCCCACCCCGCGCCACGCAGGACGAGUGUGUGUGGGGCAGAACAGAGAGGAAAGGUAUUGCAACGAGCACCUGCCCUGCCCACCUCAUGUCUAUUGGUCGGCAUGGUCAGCAUGGGAACGCUGCACGGUGCCCUGCGGAGGCGGCAUCCAAUCACGCCGCAGGACCUGCGAGAACGGUAACGAGUGCCCCGGGUGCGCUCAGGAGUACCAGUCGUGUAACACCCAGCCCUGUCCUGACCUGAAGAAGACCACCCCCUGGACCCCCUGGACGCCGGUCAACAUCUCGGACAACGGCGGUCACUACGAGCAGCGCUUCCGGUACACCUGUAAGGCCCGUGUCCCUGAACCUGCUCUGCUGGAGGUGGGCCGGCAGAGAAUAGAGAUGAGGUACUGCUCCAGGGACGGUUCCACUGGAUGCUCUACUGACAGAGAUCUGCUGCGGUCGGGUAAGAUCUCCGGCCACACUGUGAACAGAGACUGGACAUCCUGGAGCUCCUGGUCUCAGUGCAGUAGGGACUGCAGCCGAGGGAUACGUAGCCGUAAACGGUUCUGUGACUCCCCUGAACCACCCCAUGGAGGACAGACCUGCCUGGGACCUGCUCAGGAGUACCAGGAGUGUAACAUCACACCCUGCCCAGGUGAGAUAGAGAGAUACAUACACCUGAACACACACACACAUCUAAACAUAUAAACAUACACACACACA